This is a messenger RNA of Thlaspi arvense, 180 nucleotides long. The record is from the annotation of a GenBank genome assembly. NCBI's taxonomy places the organism in Eukaryota, Viridiplantae, Streptophyta, Magnoliopsida, Brassicales, Brassicaceae.
AUGCAUUUCUCUUCUCCUACAUUCGAGCUUCCGUUUUUGCCUUUGAUAACGCCGAGGAGCUGCCGCUUAUGGCAGCCACGGCAGAGCCGGAGUGACAAUGAUGACGUGGUAGUCCAAAUGAUGGAGAGAGAAGUGAAAAUCAUCACGGGAUUAAUUACAUUCUUCAAGAAAAAAUCUUAA